AUGCAUCCCAGGCUCGAAGCCGACUUGCAGAAGAAAGCGCUCCGCAAGAGCGCACGCGGAAUCCCCGAGAGAAUCCAAUGGCUGGCCGAAGAGAAGCGCUACAUCGAGGAGAUCCAAGGAGAGCAGUCCCCCGACCUGCACCGCUCGUACGAGAAGAGGAUCGUCGACGCGACCAAGGCCAUCUACACGACCUUCCUCCGGGCCCUCAACCUCCGAUGCUCGCUCGAGCGGCGGCACCUCGGCGCGGCGAGCUGGAAACCCAGGAGCGCCUACGCGGCGGGCAGGCGGUCGCCCGAGGACCGCCGGAGGGCGCGCAACUACCGGCGCCACGAGCACUCGAAGCAGUCGCCCCGCCUCGAGCGCCUGGCCGCCAAGCUCGCCGCCGACCUGGCGCUGGACCCCGAGGCCCGCCGCCGCCGCUCGACGCUCGACUCGACGGCGCGGCCGUUGCUGGCGGCCCGCCUGCGCGACGUCGAGGCGUCCAUGGCCGAGCUCGGCGGCGUGCACGUGCGCCUGGCCUAG
Molecule: messenger RNA, 522 nt
Organism: Gaeumannomyces tritici R3-111a-1
Lineage: Eukaryota; Fungi; Ascomycota; Sordariomycetes; Magnaporthales; Magnaporthaceae
Exons: 1
Coding region: 1-522 (173 amino acids)
Source: RefSeq, a predicted model, not a curated record